AUGUUCGCUUCGAGGACUACUGCUCGACUUGGGCGCUGGAGGGGUGCACGCUUGCCUCGCGCGCGCUAUCUUCAUGACCUCCACAGGCACCCCCAGAGCAGGUUCUUGCAGGUAUCAGAGGAGGUCCGUGAUGCCGUUGCGACAGGCAAGCCAGUUGUCGCUCUUGAGACGACAAUCUAUACUCACGGCUUUCCAUAUCCUGAGAACAUAGCUCUCGCUGAGCUUCUAGAAUCAGUUGUCCGCGAGAAUGGCGGUGUCCCUGCCACUAUUGGUAUUCUCGGAGGCAUUGCUCGAGUAGGAUUGACUGCAGAAGAGAUGGUUGAGCUGGCCUCAACCGCAGAGCAGAAGACUGCUUUGAAAGUCUCUCGUCGGGACCUUGGAUACAUCUGUGGCUUGGGCAUGGCUGGGAAGAAGAUCCAUGGCGGCACAACUAUUUCUGGCACAAUGAUUCUUUCAGAGCUUGCUGGUAUCAAGAUCUUUGGUACUGGAGGACUAGGUGGUGUCCACCGCGGAGGCGAGAACUCUAUGGAUAUUUCCGCAACUAAGAUCGUCCCUCUAGCUGAUCUGACGGAGCUGGGACGUACUCCCGUGACGGUCAUUAGUUCCGGAUGCAAGAGCUUCCUUGACAUCCCCCGCACGCUUGAGUAUCUCGAGACUGAGGGGGUCUGCGUGGGUACUUUUGCUGAUGGCCGCGAGGGAUCGGUCGAUUUCCCCGCUUUCUUCACGCGGGACAGCGGCAUCCGCAGCCCGCGGGUCAUUCAGGAUGAGGCUGAAGCCGCCGCCAUUGUUUAUGCGCAAUCAAAGCUUCCAGUUCAAUCUGGUAUCCACUUUGCCAACCCAGUGCCACGGGAGGCGUCCGUCUCCAAGCCGGAGAUGGACCGUAUCAUCGAAGAGGCCGUGCGUCUCGCUGAUGUAGAAGGCUACAAAGGCAGUGAUAACACUCCCUUUAUUCUGGGUAAAAUAAAGGAGCUUAGCGGUGGGAAGAGUGUGGUCGCUAAUCGCGCUUUGGUCGAGUCUAAUGUCAAGCGCGCAACGCGGGUGGCUGUGGAGCUGGCCAAGCUCGAGAACCUUGACCGGGGAUCUGCGGCUCGACACAUGCCCGCUAUCCCGAGUAUUGUUCGAUCAGACACUGCCAAGGACACUCCAAAGCCAAGCGAACCUCCUAUCAAGGCAGAGGCAUCCCCUGACCUACCGGUCAAAGCAGAUGUUUUGAUAGCUGGCUCCCUCGCAAUCGAUCUGUCUUGUGACUAUACACCCUUCGGCUCGGAGCUUGCCCAGGUUGCGCCCGUGCCACACACAUCCAAUCCUGCAGUCAUCGGACAAAGCCUCGGCGGCGUAGGCCACAACGUCGCAGUGGCAGCCAGCUACGUUGGCAGCGAGGUUCUAUUCUGCAGUGUGGUUGCAGAUGACCUGAGUGGUCGAGCAGCCCUUGCGUCCCUCGAAAAAGAAGGGCUCAGCAACGCAGGUAUCCAAGUUUUACCCGCGACAUCAGGCACACGAACAGCACAAUACGUGGCCAUCAACGAUGCUAAAAAGGAUCUUCUCGUUGCCAUGGCCGACAUGGGCAUUGUUGAGCUACCAGAACACCAGCUCGACUUUGACGGAUUCUUGGAACCUCUGAUUGAACGCACAAAGCCGCGCUGGGUCGUCGUCGACGCAAACUGGCGCCCCGAAGUUCUGGCCAAGUGGACUUCUUUGGCUCGCAAGCAUGGCGCUCGUGUGGCAUUCGAGCCUGUAUCAACUGCCAAAUCGCGCCGCCUGUUUGGUCGUGACACCAGCGGUGCUGAUGCGGCUAUUGGUCCUACGCAGACAGUGCCCAACAAUGCCAUCAGCCUAGCUUGCCCUAACAAACUUGAGUUGUCGACGAUGUACAUGGCCGCACGCGAGGCACUUCUCUUCGACUCACCCAGCUGGUGGUCUAUCAUCGAUGCCAUGGGUCUUUCACCAACUGGUUCACGCGAGCGUCUUGUGAUGACUACCUCAGCCAAGCUGGUGGAUGAGGGUCUACCACAGCAGUCCAUUCAGCUGCUCCCCUUCAUUCCCUGCAUCAUCACCAAACUAGGUGCAGAGGGUGCUCUUCUAACCCAACUCCUGCCACCUAAUGAUCCGCGACUGACGGAUCCCGAAUCCGCACCUUAUAUCCUGUCUCGCGCUUCCUCGGCUGAGGUGCGAUUUGGCGGUGUUUACAUGCGUCUCUUCCCACCUGCUGCUAAACUGACACCCGAGGAGGUUGUCAGCGUAAAUGGUGCUGGCGAUACCCUGCUGGGUGUUACGGUUGCCGGCCUCGCGAAAUCUGCCUCGCCUGCGCGCGUCGAGGAUAUUCUUCCCGUGGCGCAGGAGGCGAGUCGGAGAACCUUGAUGAGUGCUGGCGGUGUGAGCAAGGGCCUGGUAGGGUUACGAGCUAAGCUGGGGUCUAUCGCAUAG
This is a messenger RNA of Penicillium cataractarum, 2424 nucleotides long. RefSeq names its product pseudouridine-5'-phosphate glycosidase/carbohydrate kinase family protein. The coding region runs from base 1 to 2424 and encodes 807 amino acids. Lineage: Eukaryota; Fungi; Ascomycota; Eurotiomycetes; Eurotiales; Aspergillaceae. Gene Ontology annotation, molecular function: pseudouridylate synthase activity. The record is from RefSeq and is a predicted model, not a curated record. The transcript has 7 exons.